Molecule: messenger RNA, 1633 nt
Organism: Maylandia zebra (zebra mbuna)
Lineage: Eukaryota; Metazoa; Chordata; Actinopteri; Cichliformes; Cichlidae
Gene: pla2g12a
Product: phospholipase A2, group XIIA
Biological process (GO): phospholipid metabolic process; lipid catabolic process; arachidonate secretion
Cellular component (GO): extracellular region
Molecular function (GO): calcium ion binding; A2-type glycerophospholipase activity
Source: RefSeq, a predicted model, not a curated record
CACGUGACACCACCAAACCCGGAAACGACAUCAUAGCUCAUGCCACCUAUGUGUUUUCGGAAUGAAAACAAGCUAGUGUGACAGUUAAAAUGCUAUCAAGACAACGUAUUUAGGAAUUAAUCAAAACCAAUGUGCAAGAAAACGCUGCUUUUUGGCCCUGACGAUAAGUAGACCAUGAAGUACCCCAGCUACAUCUGUGUCUUUCUGUUGGGUUUCUGCUGUUGCGGAUAUUUUUCACGAGUGUCUGCUAGCAAUCACGAGCCGGAGACUCCAGACUGGAGGAUGACUCUAAAAACUAUUCGCAACGGGAUCCACAAGAUUGACACGUACUUGAAUGCAGCACUGGACUUGUUUGGUGGGGAUGACGGACUGUGUCAUUACAGAUGUAGUGAUGGGUACAAGCCGGUGCCUCGUCCCGGGUACAAAAAUCCACCGCCCAACGGAUGUGGUUCCCCCCUGUUUGGAAUUCAGUUUGACGUUGGCAUCCCGUCCAUGACCAAAUGUUGUAACCAACAUGACCGCUGCUAUGACACCUGUGGCCGGGAGAAACACGACUGUGAUAAGGAGUUCCAGGUCUGUCUGGAGAAAAUCUGCAGGAAUGUGCAGAGGACUCUGGGAUUGGCCCAAACUGUCCAAGCAUGUGAGUCAGCAGUGACUUUGCUUUUCGAUGCAGUUAUGCACUUGGGAUGUAAGCCUUACCUGGACAGUCAGCGAGCGUCGUGUGUGUGCCAGUAUGAAGUAAAGACUGAGCUGUGACGCCACCACAGCCACGAGACUGUCAGCUGACCCUUUCAGAAACUCAACACUAACAGAAGGAUGCUAGCAAUAAACUUUCUGUCUUUCUUAGAUGUUCUCAGGGAUAGAGCUACUGGGUUUGCACUAAUCUGUGUCUGUUGCCUCCUUUUUUAGAUGGAGAGUGGACAAUUAAUAUCUUUCCUAUGUCAUUGAUUAUUUAUAUAUAUUGUUCAGGGUUUCUGUGGUUUGCCUUUAAACCAGCAGUUUAUUUUAUAUUUCUGUGAAGUCUGCAUAACUUCCUCAGAAGUUUACAUUAAAAAAAGACUGUGACCAUGUUCAGUUUGAACACUUCUGACUGAACUGUUUUAAUUCAAUGGGAAAAAAAACUGUUUUUACCCCUCAGCUGUAAAAGGAUAAUGAGUUUUGUUUUGUUGUUAAAAUUAAUGUACGGUUCAGCUUUCCCUGCCUAAAACAUGUCAUUUGUUGACAAUGAGAAAUAUAUUAAGUAUAUAUAAAUGUCGCUUCCAGUACCAAACCAUUAUUGGUUACUUUAUUUAAUUAUAAUAGAUGGAGCUGUUUUGGGGGUUUUUUUUGUUUGUUUUAUUUGUUUCACCCACCCCCAGAGAUCAGUUCAGCGAUUUCUUUUAAACUCAUCACAACCUGAGUAACCUGCUAGAGCUUCGUCUAGAUUUCCUGAAAUCGCUUAAUUUUCAAGAUGUCAUUAGCGAAUAGUGAACUGUAAAAGAAAACAGCACAGCACAUUUCCCUUUUCUGUGACAAUAACAAGAACUUGUGAUUAAGUUGAUGUUUAUCUCUACCGUAUCUGAAGUGCUGACUGGUGCAGAUGUGACUUGUAGAAACAUCUUUUAAAUUUGCAAUAAAAAUAGUUGUGCUUUAA